Plectropomus leopardus (leopard coralgrouper) is the source of this 4596-nucleotide messenger RNA. It is a transcript of the gene ppp4r3a, whose product is annotated as protein phosphatase 4 regulatory subunit 3A. NCBI's taxonomy places the organism in Eukaryota, Metazoa, Chordata, Actinopteri, Perciformes, Serranidae. The record is from RefSeq and is a predicted model, not a curated record. Gene Ontology annotation, molecular function: protein phosphatase activator activity. Gene Ontology annotation, cellular component: nucleoplasm; protein phosphatase 4 complex. Gene Ontology annotation, biological process: DNA damage response; protein dephosphorylation.
CAAGAUGGCUGAAUACUCACGGGGGGACAGUUAGCAAUUAUCUGAGCAAGACGUCGGGAAUGAAUGGCAAAUAGCAUUAUAAUGUAAAGCGUUGCCUUGGAGUAAUUACCAGACUACAGUUUGUUGGUUUGCAUAUUUUUUUAGGAUGCAUGAAUACCAGUAAGGAGAGAGUGGUCUCUCCGCGGCCCCGAGCCAGAACAUGGCGGAACACUUGGGGAAGAAAUAGCAGCUAAGGCUAGCUAGCUGGCGUAUUAUUCAGAUACAUUUAGAAACAUAACUCCAGAGUUAACACGGUGUCUGCGGUCAGCGAGUGUGAAAUAAUGUUAUCGUUGCACGGCUGUGGUCGUUUUGCUUCAACGGGUUUAACAUUGAAUUUGUGGAGCGUAGGCAGUUAGCGUACUAGCUAGCCAGUUAACUCGUUAGGUUUUCUAGCUAACUGGCUAACGUUGCCCGCAAGCGUACACACUGUUCUAUUAAAAAAGCAGGUUGUUUUUGGGGGGCAGAGAUCGUGACGUUGAUGCUUACUCUGAAAACUACUCCCUCAAUUGUGUGCUGGGACUUCCUGAUGUCUUGUCAGUCAUUGUUUUGUCGAUUAUAGCUAAAGGCAGUAGCCUCCGCACUGUAAAUUGUUAGCUUGCUAUAAUGGUCUGUAAGCUGAUUUUGUGUGGCGCGUUGCCUGUAACACUGGCGAGAUAAGUUUUGAGGCAGCUUUUUCGAAUAAGCAGAUAUUGUAGUUGCAGCUGCACCUGGGAAUCUUCCUGGAUAUACCCGGUGUCCCGCCUUUAAGCUCCUUCAAAGAACUGUUAUCCUGGUUGACCCCUGACAUUAGAGACGUGCAUUGUAGAAGUGGUCAGGUGUAAAUAAAAACAAGUGAAUUGCAGUUGUGGCGUUACAAGGUGAAGUCCUGUAAAAGCCAAGAAGGUCCGGAAAGGGGGAAACGGUUACAGCUACCUGCCAGGAUGACGGACACUCGUCGACGAGUCAAAGUGUAUACCCUCAAUGAGGACAGACAGUGGGAUGACCGUGGGACCGGGCACGUCUCCUCGGGCUAUGUGGAGCGUUUGAAAGGCACGUCUCUCCUGGUGCGAGCAGAGAGUGAUGGUUCCCUACUGUUGGAGUCCAAAAUCAAUCCAAACACAGCCUACCAGAAACAACAGGAUACGUUGAUAGUAUGGUCCGAGGCUGAAAAUUAUGAUCUGGCGCUCAGCUUCCAGGAGAAGGCUGGCUGUGAUGAGAUCUGGGAGAAAAUAUGCCAGGUGCAGGGAAAGGACCCGUCAGUGGACAUCACUCAGGACGUGGUGGACGAGUCUGAGGAGGAGCGCUUUGACGACAUGUCGUCGCCAGGUCUGGAGUUACCGCCAUGUGAACUGAACCGCUUGGAGGACCUGGCUGAGCUGGUGGCCUCCUCACUACCUUCACCACUGCGGCGUGAGAAACUGGCACUGGCCGUAGAGAACGAGGGCUACAUUCGCAAGCUCCUGGAACUGUUCCGUGUGUGUGAGGAUUUGGAGAACAGAGAGGGACUGCACCACCUGUAUGAAAUAAUUAAAGGCAUCUUCCUGCUCAAUCGUACUGCACUCUUUGAGGUUAUGUUCUCUGAGGAGUGCAUAAUGGACGUCAUUGGUUGUCUGGAGUUUGAUCCAGCACUCCCGCAGCCACGGCGGCAUCGGGAGUUUCUGACUAAGACAGCCCGAUUUAAGGAAGUGAUCCCCAUUUCUGAUCCGGAACUGCGUCAGAAAAUACACCAGACGUAUCGGGUGCAGUAUAUUCAGGACAUGGUGCUGCCCACGCCCUCUGUUUUUGAGGAAAACAUGCUGUCCACCCUGCACUCCUUCAUCUUCUUCAACAAGGUGGAGAUUGUGGGCAUGCUACAGGACGAUGAGAAGUUCCUGACAGACCUCUUUGCACAGCUAACAGACGAGGCCACCGAUGACGACAAAAGACACGAACUGGUGAACUUCCUAAAAGAAUUCUGUGCAUUCUCUCAAACGUUACAACCUCAAAACAGAGACGCCUUCUUCAAGACGUUGUCAAACAUGGGCAUUCUACCUGCACUAGAAGUCAUCCUGGGAAUGGAUGACGUUCAGGUGCGUGGGGCAGCCACGGAUAUUUUCUCUUAUCUGGUGGAGUACAACCCCUCCAUGGUACGAGAGUUCGUCAUGCAGGAGUCUCAGCAGAAUGAUGAUGACAUCCUCCUGAUCAAUCUGAUCAUAGAACACAUGAUCUGUGAUACAGACCCAGAGCUCGGUGGAGCAGUGCAGCUGAUGGGCCUGUUACGGACUCUGGUGGACCCUGAGAACAUGCUGGCUACUGCAAAUAAAACAGAGAAGACAGAGUUCCUGAGCUUCUUCUAUAAGCACUGUAUGCACGUCCUCUCCGCUCCACUACUGGCCAACACCACAGAGGAAAAACCAAGCAAAGGUAUUGAAUACCUGCGAGGUGUGUGUAUAUGUGUAGGUUUUGUAAAUAAAACUUUGGCAUUCAUGCACAAGUAUUUUACGUUAAUUACUACCUGCAUUCUUCUAUUAGAUGAUUUUCAAACAUCCCAGCUGCUGGCCUUGAUUUUGGAGCUGCUGACAUUCUGUGUUGAGCACCACACCUAUCACAUAAAGAACUACAUCAUCAACAAGGACAUUCUCAGGAGGGUACUGGUGCUCACUGCCUCUCAGCACGCCUUCCUCGCACUAUGUGCCCUACGCUUCAUGCGGAGGAUCAUCGGUCUGAAGGACGAAUUCUAUAAUCGCUACAUCAUGAGAAACUUUCUCUUCGAGCCUGUCAUCAAGGCCUUCCUCAACAACGGCUCACGCUACAAUCUCAUGAACUCAGCCAUCAUUGAGAUGUUUGAGUAUGUCCGUGUGGAGGACGUGAAGUCUCUCACAGCUCAUAUAGUAGAAAACUACUGGAAAGCUCUGGAGGAUGUCGACUACGUUCAGACGUUCAAGGGCCUAAAGCUGCGGUAUGAACAGCAGCGAGAGAGGCAAGACAACCCCAAACUGGAUAGCAUGCGCUCCAUUCUGAGGAACCACCGAUUCCGUCGUGACGCACGAACUCUGGAGGAUGAAGAGGAGAUGUGGUUCAACACAGAUGAGGAUGACCUCGAGGAUGGUGAGGCAGUGGUUCCUCCUUCUGACAAGAUGAAGACUGAGGAAGACCUCAUGGAACCUAUAAGCAAAUUCAUGGAGAGAAAGAAAUUGAAAGACCCAGAAGACAAAGAAGUUCUGGGGAAAUCGAGUUUAUCGGGUAGGCAGAACCCCAGCUUCAAGCUGUCCUUCUCUGGCUCCACAAAGACCAGCCUGUCCAGCCCUCCGUCAUCUGCCUCAUUGAACCCAGGUUCUCCGGGAUCGCCAGGUUCUCCGGGCUCAGGGGCACGAAGCUCACCCUCCACCACAACUGUAACCACAAAGGGAGGUUUAGUGGGACUAGUGGACUAUCCUGACGAUGAUGACGAGGAAGAGGAAGAAGAGGAGGAAGAAGGGGAGAGUAAAGAGGACCCUCUGCCGCCUUCGAAGAAGUCCAAACUGAGCUCCUAAAGAAGCGCCACUGUCUCAGCUUGUGCUCUGCUCGGACAGUUUCAGCGCAAAGACUUAAUACAGGAAUGAUCAAACUUGUAAACAAAUUGAAUGAAUGAAUGAGAGCCACCCCUCGCCGUCAGCGGGUGGCCAAAAGAGGAGCAGACUGAACAGAUAAGAAGCCUCCUCAGACUAGCCCACUUCAUACAAGUGCCAAUCAGGAAACCAGGAGUGAAGACCCGCCUGACACGUGGAGCAGACGCGUGGAAGUUGGGGGAGAAACGAUCGUCAGCGGAGUCCGGACAGCAGGAGACAGGUUGGUUAUUAAGCAACUGGAGGAAAAGACCACAUACAAAAACAUGUACACACAGACUGAAUCCCACAGAGCUCGCAGGCUCGGACCAUAACCCACUGCCCCCCGCCCCCACCCCCACUCCGGGAAGGACAUCACAGCGACCCAAAUGGGUCGGCCAAUGCAGACCCAGAACCACCACUCGCACCCCCAUCCCCCUCCUCAGAAUUCUCCUUCCUCCUCGUUUCUUUCUACUUCUUUUUCUCCUCCGCUCUUUCUCCCUCUCUUCGUCUGUUGCUUUUUGUCCCUUCUCUUUUUUUUUUAAGUUAGUAUAUAGGACCAGACGGGAGGCAGCACGUGGCAAAGAGCUGUCCUUGUUGUCAUUUGAUGAUGUCAUCAGUGUCGUCGUUCCUCAGCGGACGUUUCUUUCUCUGAAGAGAAAAAAAAAGCCAGCAGUUUCUUCAUUAUUUUCUUUUUGUUCUCUAUUUGUCUCUCAAUCUUUCUCCUGUUUUUUGUAAAUGACAACAAAAAAGACCUGCCUUUAAAUGUUCAGGACAUUUUCAGUCACACUUGAACAGGUUUUUAAAGACCUCAGUAGGUGAGCUAGAUUUACCCUUUUUGCCCUUUGAAACUGCAGAUUUUUUGGAGAAUUUGUAAUCCCGUCUUGAUUAAAGAUUGAGUGGAAUUCUAGAUGUGAUGAAUUUUGUCAUAUCUUUUCUUUUUUUUUUCCUUUUACAUGAGUGUACACUUAGUUGUUCAGAAUAUUUGGGACCAUUAAAAUGAUCUUUGCUGUAA